Klebsormidium nitens is the source of this 561-nucleotide messenger RNA. NCBI's taxonomy places the organism in Eukaryota, Viridiplantae, Streptophyta, Klebsormidiophyceae, Klebsormidiales, Klebsormidiaceae. The record is from the annotation of a GenBank genome assembly.
AUGGACGCUCCCCCGAAUGCACCCUUUUAUGGGCUCUCAGUCCUCUGCUUCGCGCAAAGGAUUUAUCGCAGCCGGCUUGGCGGCAAAGGCCCAGGGGAAUCAAUUGCAGACGCAGGUGCAAUUCCGGAGCUGAUAGUUACUUGUAGCAUACUUGCAACGGGUCCUCGACCCAGGGAGCGGGAGCUGGCGACGUCAUUGAAGGAGCAGGGGCAAGCAAAGUGGGUGUUGGGGAAGGGACGUCGAUGGGCAGGACAUCCGGAGGGGGGGUCGCAGCAGGCUGUGGAGCUGGAACGGGCACCGUCACCGGCUGAGGCGCCGGCGCAGUGUCAUUGCAGGGCUCCGUGGGCUCAAGUGUGGGGGGUGGUGUUUCCAAAGGGGGAGGGGGAUUCGUUGGUGUUUCCACAGGGGGAGGCGGAUUUGUGGGUGUUUCCACAGGUGAAGGGGAAUUUGCGGGUGUUUCCACAGGGGGAUGCGGAUUUGCGGGUGUUUCCACUGGGGGAGGCGGAUUUGCGGGUGUAUCCGCGGGGGGAGGGGGAUUUGCGGGCUUGGGGUGGCAACUAG